This is a messenger RNA of Aureococcus anophagefferens, 447 nucleotides long. RefSeq lists its product as hypothetical. The transcript has a single exon. Gene Ontology annotation, biological process: endoplasmic reticulum to Golgi vesicle-mediated transport; intracellular protein transport; Golgi organization. NCBI's taxonomy places the organism in Eukaryota, Pelagophyceae, Pelagomonadales, Pelagomonadaceae. The record is from RefSeq and is a predicted model, not a curated record. The annotation marks the transcript as partial. Gene Ontology annotation, cellular component: endoplasmic reticulum; COPII-coated ER to Golgi transport vesicle; Golgi apparatus.
GAGGACCCGCCCCUCGGCGUGAAGCUCACGCUCGUCGACCGCCACACGAACUCCGUCGUCUUCUCGAAGAUCGUGUCGAGCCACAAGGGCGAGGAGUCGAUGGCGACGGUGUCCGAGGCGAACCACGACCUCUGCGUCAAGCCCGUCACGAACAAGCUCGAGGCCGAGUUCCGCUUCGAGCUCGAGGUCGAGCGCGGCCACGGCGACAAGUACUACAGCGAGAUGGCGUCCGAGAACCACAUGGACCGGCUCCAGGUCGAGGUCGUCAAGCUCAACGACGAGCUCGCGGAGAUCCUCAACGAGGCCGACUACAUGAAGGAGAAGGAGGUCAAGUUCCACAAGAAGGCCGAGCGCAUCAACCUCGCGGCCAUCUGGUGGCCCAUCCUCCAGAUCGCCAUCCUCGUCCUCACGGCGACCUUCCAGGUCCACAACCUCAAGGGCUUCUUC